Scheffersomyces stipitis CBS 6054 is the source of this 3354-nucleotide messenger RNA. RefSeq lists its product as uncharacterized. Gene Ontology annotation, molecular function: ubiquitin binding. The record is from RefSeq and is a predicted model, not a curated record. NCBI's taxonomy places the organism in Eukaryota, Fungi, Ascomycota, Pichiomycetes, Serinales, Debaryomycetaceae. The transcript has 2 exons. The coding region runs from base 1 to 3354 and encodes 1117 amino acids. Gene Ontology annotation, biological process: double-strand break repair via homologous recombination; protein deubiquitination.
AUGCCUUCAUUAGCACCCAAAACGUUUUCCACGCCUACGAAGAAAGGAUUCUCGUAUGUGUUGGGCCACUCUUCUCAUAACGAAAACCAUAUUCUUCCCAUCAAUGCCACACAAUACUCCCUGGCUUCCCAGCAGUUGUACACAGCCGGCCGAGAUGGCACUAUCAAGGUAUGGAGUCACCAAGAACACUUAAACCCGUUUUCAGACGGGAUAAGUCAACAAAACAACGAGCAGAGUGAUAUCGCUGGUGUUGAGUUCUAUGAACCAGCCAGUAACGGCGAGGAGUAUCCAGAUAUCGAUGAGAAGAUCUUGAAGUUGGAAACUUCUAUAUCGUCCAAUCCAUUGCCCUAUAGCUACAGCAGGCAGCGCAAUCGAAAUAGUCAUGUAGAAAGUGUAUCCGAAUAUUCGAUAGUGCGCAACCAUAAUAUCCAUUUCGAUUGGAUCAAUGAUAUGAAGUUGAUCAACAACGACCGGGAUUUGGUUUCAUGCUCAUCUGAUCUCUCGAUCAAGUUGUUGAACCUCAAUGUUGAUGAUAACUCGAUAACGACGACUACAAACAACUUCAAUACAAAUAAUAGCGAGGUCCAUCGCUUCCCCAACAUGCAUACAGACUACAUCAAGAAACUCUCUUACAACAAAAAUACCAACCACUUGUUCAGUGGAGGGCUUGAUGGUGACAUUAUUGCCUGGGACUUGUUGACGCUCAAGCCUUUUCUUCUGGUGCCUAAUCGGUCUUCGUCUAUGGAACCAACGGCUUCCAUAUACUCUCUAGCCAAUAGUGAGAACUUGAUCUCUACUGGUGGACCCAAUAACACCAUAAAUAUAUAUGAUCGAAGAAGCCAGAACCCGUUCAUAAGAAAGUUGAUCGGACAUCAGGACAAUAUCCGAUGUUUGCUAAUGAACGAGCGGUUCAUUUUGAGUGGCUCCUCUGACACUUCCAUCAAGCUCUGGGACUUGCGGAAUUUCAAAGUUUACAAAAACUUUGAUAUCCAUGACUACCCUGUAUGGUCUUUGUCAAGCGAAGACAACAACUUUGCUAAGUUCUAUUCUGGGGACAAGGGAGGAAACAUCAUAAAGACAGACUUAUCUUUUCUUUCUCACUCUGUUCCUGAAGAGGACCAGUUUCACGGCUUUGAGACGUUUAAUUCAAACGAUAAUCUUGUUAUAGACGAGAAGUUAGGUAUAUCGACCAUCGUUGCCAAAGAUUCAUCUCCAAUCUUAUCUUUAUGUUGGGAAUCUAACGAGGAUACGUUGUUUGCUUCGAACUAUGAGUCUUUGAAUCGGUUCUACAACCCAGAUACAAACCAAUUAUCCAAGUAUCAGUAUUUGAGGACUUGUUUAGACUAUUCCAUCAACAAGGAAAAUCAGCUCAAUGACGACCUAGCUUCAGGUCUAGCUCCCGAAGACGCCACUGUUCCAGGACAGAACGAUCAAACAGAUUUGAAUUCCGACUUUUACGACCUCAUAUCUCAUCUCUCUAUGGAUACCAAUGUCAACACUUUUGAUAUUCAAUCGACUUUUUCAGCACAUCAACAUGCUAUGUUUGAUGAUAAAUCAGCAGAAAACGACGACGAGGGAGAAUACAACUCGAUGUUCUUGAACGUGAAUGGUGGUCCAUCACAAGAGUUUAUCAAUGCAUUCAAAGACGAGUACGAAUCUCAGGAAGCAAAUCCUCUUUAUCAAGAGCCCAUUAAACCUGUAGAAAAUCUGCAAAGCAAAUUUAUAGACAACACUCCAGUUGAGAUCUUGUUGAAUCCGAUUCCUGCAGAUCAGAUAACGUUGAUUCCAUUUAACAGACAGCCCAUUAGUGAUUACAAGAUAUCUGCUAAAAGUAUCAUUUCUAAGAGAUCGUUUAAUAACAAGCUUCAGCUCUUGGUUUUGUACCUCAAUGGUGAUAUCAAGAUAUGGGACAUUAUCUUGUGCAAGGAGCUUCAAACAUUCACAUACGACAAAUCCAAGUUGUCGAUGGUUAACAGCAAAGAUUUGGACCAACGACUCAAAGAAAUGGAUGCUAUCUUCCGGAAAUUUCAGACUUCUGAUACUUUGAACAAUUGGUGUGAAGUUGAAAUUCGAGCUGGUAAGCUAUUGGUUACUGUGAAAGAAUCUUCGUACAUGAAUGUAGAAGUUUACUACGACGAUUUGAUCAAGAAUUACCCAUUCUUAGAUAUUGACCACCCAGAGAACAGCAUGUUACCUAGAAAUAGAAUCAAGGUGACAGACGAUGAUCGGUUCCAUAUUGGUGCCGUAUUACUUAAUUCAAUUUUCCGCAACUACGCUUUGUAUGAAUGGGAGUUUGAUUGCAAAGUGAGAGAAGAAAUGAGAUCUUUGCGGAAAAGUAAUAGAACAUUGAGUAAUACUCCCCAGGAGGACGACAGCGAUAGUAAUUCUAUCUCAAGUAGUAUUAGGAAACUCAAGAAGUUUAGCAAAAAGUCCUCAAGGACUAAUUUGACUAAUUUGGCUCAACUGAGUGGUAGCCCAGCUAGUUCAGCACAGAACAGUGUUCGUGAAAUGAGCAUUCUGGAAACUCCUUUAACUGAGUUCUUGAACUUCAGCGACGAUUCUCCUGCUGCUGUUUCGUCUUCUUCAAACGUCAACUACGAUAACUCAAUCAUGAAAUUGUUACAAACUAAUAAGAGAAUCUACUGGGAUAAAUACAAUAAUUCUUCAUAUAUUGUCGGUAAAGGAAAGUCGGUUCCGUCCAUUUUGCAUGUGGAUUCUAUCCAUCCUUCAUUGGACGAGAACCAGACCCCUGAUAUACCAUACAUGCCUAUUGUUAACAACAAGAGGUUGCCACAAGAUUUGUUGAUUAUCAUCUUCGAGUAUUCUCCAGAUCUUGGUAACUAUCGUGAUGUGUGUAGCUUCACAUUGGAAGAUAUACAGAAGAUUGACAUCAAAGCGAACGAAAAGUCCAAUUUGGUGGAUGAGUUAAGAAUGCAGUUGCCUCGUUGGAUUGGACAUCCUAUUCUCUUCAACAGGUUCCCCCAAAAGGAACACCCUAAGAUAGCUUUCCAGCUAUUUGAAGUGGACUACACCAGUCUACCAGCAAAUAAGAAGAUAGGGGGCAAGGCACAGAAAAAGAUCAAGAAAUUGCCUGUCCUCGAGAGUCUGAUCAAGUUGACGUCGCAUAACAUGCUCAGAGUGAGUAAAGUUUUGUCUUUCUUGACCGAAAAAUUUGAUUCCAAGACGUCAGAAAUGAAAGACAAGAAGAGCUUGCCUACAGACUGGUUAGCUCUUGAGUGUAGAGGUGAGGAGUUGCCUUCAGAUAUGACAUUACAGACGAUUAAAACGACGAUCUGGAAGAGUAGUUCCGAUAUUGAGUUGAGGUUUAGAAGGAAGUUUGAUGUUGAAAAGUAG